AACAUUAAUUAGCUGGAGCAGGGUGGACACUCAUUAGCUCUUGUUCUGUUGUGAAAGUCCAGGCUGCUGAAAUUAAACUCUGAUGCCAUUCAUGCCAGCAUCCAAUCACCAGAGAGAACAGAAGUUCAGAGAUGACUCCAAGUUGCCAACAAGUGUGGCCACUAUACGACAAGGACUCUAAAGCCGUGGUAGAGGGGGAAGAACAACUUUAGAGAGGAUGCCCAGCUGAGAGUUGAAGGAAAUGAAUUUUGAAACUUCACGGUGUGCCACCCUACAGUACUGUCCCGACCCUUACAUCCAGCGGACUUUGAGGCCAGAAAAGAGGGGACCAUGGAAUCAACAAGAUAGACUCCUCCUAUCUUCUGCCUGUGAGCCCUCAGCUUCUGUGACAUCCAGCCAUACACCUGAUGCUGAUAUACUUCUCAUCCAUCCAACACCUAUAAAUCAGAUCCAGGAUUACCUAGACCCUACAUAUCAGCCAGGUGAAAGGUUCGUAGAAACCCCAGCCCAUUUCUCUUGGAAAGAAAGUUAUUACAGAUCCACUAUGUCCCAGAGCACACAGACAAACGAAUUCCUCAGUCCAGAGGUUUUCCAGCACAUCUGGGAUUUUCUGGAACAGCCCAUCUGUUCAGUUCAGCCCAUUGACUUGAACUUUGUGGAUGAACCAUCAGAAAAUGGUGCAACAAACAAGAUCGAGAUUAGCAUGGACUGUAUUCGCAUGCAGGACUCAGACCUCAGUGACCCCAUGUGGCCACAGUACACGAACCUGGGGCUCCUGAACAGCAUGGACCAGCAGAUCCAGAACGGCUCCUCGUCCACCAGUCCCUACAACACAGACCACGCGCAGAACAGCGUCACGGCGCCCUCGCCCUACGCACAGCCCAGCUCCACCUUCGACGCCCUCUCGCCUUCGCCCGCCAUCCCCUCCAACACCGACUACCCGGGCCCACACAGCUUUGACGUGUCCUUCCAGCAGUCCAGCACCGCCAAGUCUGCCACCUGGACGUAUUCCACUGAACUGAAGAAACUGUACUGCCAGAUUGCAAAGACAUGCCCCAUCCAGAUCAAGGUGAUGACCCCACCUCCUCAGGGUGCUGUCAUCCGUGCCAUGCCUGUCUACAAGAAGGCCGAGCAUGUCACUGAAGUGGUGAAAAGGUGUCCCAACCAUGAGCUGAGCCGUGAAUUCAACGAGGGACAGAUCGCCCCUCCUAGUCAUUUGAUUCGAGUAGAAGGGAACAGCCAUGCCCAGUACGUAGAAGACCCCAUCACAGGAAGACAGAGUGUGCUCGUACCUUACGAGCCACCUCAGGCCACUUCUCCAUCCCCCUUCAAAACUCCUAAAUUUGUGCUAAAUUUGUACUUGGUUGGCACUGAAUUCACGACAGUCUUGUACAAUUUCAUGUGUAACAGCAGUUGUGUUGGAGGGAUGAACCGCCGUCCAAUUUUAAUCAUCGUUACUCUGGAAACCAGAGAUGGGCAAGUCCUGGGCCGCCGCUGUUUUGAGGCCCGGAUCUGUGCUUGCCCAGGGAGAGAUAGGAAGGCAGAUGAAGACAGCAUCAGAAAGCAGCAAGUCUCGGACAGCACAAAGAACGGUGAUGGUACGAAGCGCCCUUUUCGUCAAAAUACACAUGGCAUCCAGAUGACAUCCAUCAAGAAACGAAGAUCCCCAGAUGAUGAACUGCUAUACUUACCAGUGAGGGGCCGUGAGACUUACGAAAUGCUGCUGAAGAUCAAAGAAUCCCUGGAACUCAUGCAGUACCUUCCUCAGCACACGAUUGAAACAUACAGGCAGCAGCAGCAACAGCAACACCAGCAUUUACUUCAGAAACAGACCUCGAUGCAGUCUCAGUCUUCCUACGGUAACAGCUCCCCACCUCUGAACAAAAUGAACAGCAUGAACAAGCUGCCUUCAGUGAGCCAGCUUAUCAACCCUCAGCAGCGCAACACCCUCACUCCCACCACCAUUCCCGAUGGCAUGGGAGCCAACAUUCCUAUGAUGGGCACCCACAUGCCAAUGGCUGGAGACAUGAAUGGACUCAGCCCCACCCAGGCCCUCCCUCCCCCUCUCUCCAUGCCAUCCACCUCACACUGCACCCCCCCACCUCCGUACCCCACAGAUUGCAGCCUUGUCAGUUUCUUAGCGAGGUUGGGCUGUUCAUCAUGUCUGGACUAUUUCACGACCCAGGGGCUGACCACCAUCUAUCAGAUUGAGCAUUACUCCAUGGAUGAUUUGGCAAGUCUAAAAAUCCCUGAGCAAUUCCGACAUGCCAUCUGGAAAGGCAUCCUGGACCACCGGCAGCUCCACGACUUCUCGUCCCCUCCCCAUCUCCUGCGGACCCCAAGUGGUGCCUCCACAGUCAGUGUGGGCUCCAGUGAGACCCGGGGCGAGCGUGUAAUUGACGCUGUGCGCUUCACCCUUCGCCAGACCAUCUCCUUCCCACCCCGCGAUGAGUGGAAUGACUUCAACUUUGACAUGGAUGCUCGUCGCAACAAGCAACAGCGCAUCAAAGAGGAAGGGGAGUGAGAUGAACGUUGCGGUUCAAGCUCUUUCCGUCUUCCCACCCGCUAACCCCACUACAAGGCACCACUGUUUGACCAGCCAAGCAUUCUUCCUAGCUCCUCUCCUUCCUCUUUUCAGUCAGGUUUCUUAAGGGAAGGAGAAGGAAGAGGCUACUUUUUACCUAAUGUGCAACCUGGCAUCUGAUUCUGAUUCUGGCUUUAAGCCUUCAGAUCUCUUGCUUGCAGGACUGAAAUUGUCAUGGCUAGGUAGAAGGGAGCAAAACAGCAGUGGGUGUGUCCUUAAGCUGCAGAGGUCUCUCCUUGACUUUUAUAAAGCAUUUUCACCCUUAUAGUCUAAGACUAUAUAUAUAAAUAUAUAAAUAUACAGUAUAUAUUUUUGGGUGGGGGGCAUUGAGUAUUGUUUAAAAUGUAAUUUAAAGGAAAAAAAUUGAGUUGCACUUAUUGCCUUUUUUUUUUUUUUACUUUUUGGAUGGCUUAUCUGUACCCUGUCUCUCAAGGCCAGCCAUGUAUGGAUGUAUGGUAAUAGGUAUCUAGAUCUUGAUAGGACAUGUGAGUGACAGUGACAUGUAGGUGCCUUCAGUUCUUUUGAUGCUAAACACAUGCCACAGCAAACCUUUGGUUAGAUCUGCUUGUUAUUAUGUGGGUGAGACUGUAUACAUAUGUACACGAUUCUCUAUGUUGGUAUAUUUUAUGUUACUGAUAUCCCUACUACUAAUAGUGGUUGCCUUUGGGGUGAUUUAGUUCAAGUACAAGAAAAAGUUCAUAUUCACACUAUCACUCACCAUAGGAAAGGAAAUAUUCUCUCUUGCUUUUGGUUGGGAUUGGGGAAUGUGAGUCAUGGCUAAAAUUCUUAAAAAGUCACGGAAGCCAGUUAAAUAACACCUGGUAUCACGUGUCUGGGUAUUUCAGCAAUCUCCUCAAAUUUAAUGCCAGACACCUUAACUCUCAGUAUUUAUUGGCAAAGCAUUAGCUGCCAGUACAAACGCCUGUAAACCAAAUUUCACUACUAGAUUGAUUAACUCAAUUACACAUUUGCUACCCUUGUUAGAAUUCAGGUUGAUUUGAUUGGGAUGAAUGCCAUCUGUCUAGUUCUUGAUAUAAAGCUUUAAUGUCUAUUAAGAAUAUCCAGGAAAAACAGGAAUCAUACAGAGUUAUUGAAUAUACACUAAACAGUAAGAGAUAUCAGUGAGCCAUGAAUUGAAAUACUUGGAGGACUUUUUGAAACAUAAAUAGUAUUAUUUGGUAAGUGUUUCUUCUAAUGACCCUCACGUUCUAUAAAAUUCUGCAUAUAGAGGCUUGUUGUUCUUUCUCUCUUCAAGGUUUAAAAUAGGAGCAGUGAUUUGGAAAAUAUAAAAUUAUGAGAUCAGUUUUCCUAAAGCAUCAGUUGUAUCACCAUAUCACUUUUCUUUUUGAACAAUAAUAGUUUCACUUUGUUGGAAAGUAACUGUGAGAACCCAGUUUCCCGUCCAUCUGUCUUCUGGACUGUGCAUACACAUAAAAAUGUCCUGACAGAUCAGAGGAUAAGCCUUCCAUUGGAGAUGUUGCCUGAACCACAUCAGCAAAGAGUUGUCUUCAGACUCUGAAAAAACGUGUAAAUGGAGAUAUUGCUGUACAUCUUUUAGAAACAUACUUUGUAGCAAAUACUUUUUUCCAAACUAUAAAACAAGUAUUUUGUAUAUAUGCUAAUGAGCUCUAAAAGCCUGCCAUGCCUUCUGGUAAAGGGCUAUCAUUGCACAUAAGCUUCCAUUUUUAUUUUAAAGUGCGAAAGGACUAAUGUGGCUUAAAAAUAUAUAUGAGUUUCAUCUGAAAAGUGUAUAUAUGUUUUGCGUGUGAACGUGCAUACUUUGUGUUUCACUAUCUUUUUCUUCUUGGGAUACCGGGUUUUCCAGAACCACAGUUGAAACUUUUUUUGUUAUUACUAUUGUUUUUAUAUUUUCCUGGAAACACCAUUUAGUAAGACUACAAUGUCAAAUUUUAAAAUGCCAUUACUGUAAGAUGGGGGGAAGGGAAAAAUUGUUUUUUAUUUUUUUUUUUAGUUUUAUAUGUUAAAGAGAGUGAGUCCUUGAUUUCAAAGUUUUAUUUUGCAUAAAUGGUAAUAAGCACUGUUAACAUGUGGAACAAGCAUGCAGGUUUGAAAACCUAUUAACAGGAAGAAUGAAAGCCAUGCCUUGGCAAUGCUAGGAGGGCAAAUGGCUUCCUGGACUAUCAUGAGUGUUUGAAUAAACCUAGGACAUCUUCUGAGCUAUUUCAGCACUCUUCAGGUGGCACUAAGGACUCAGAAAUUCCUUCACUGUAUAUCAUGGGUUUGGCAUGAGCCAAAGCGAGGCACAACUACUGGCCUCACAUCCUGGUGGCAACUUACGUUUUUUGAGUGUAUGAGUAGCUAGCAUGAGGGGAGAAAGAAUGUUAAGACAGAGGGGGCGUGGGCUUAAUGGAGUUCUUGUGGCCUCAGUUCAGUACAGUUAGCUGAAGAAUGGAUAGAUUUUUGUUUGGAGUUGAUUAGAAAUGGAAAUGGAGACUAGAACUUACUUCAUUAAAUCCAUUUACCUUUUGUUUUCUUGAUAUUCACCUAAAGUAUAGUAUGCAGGAUGUUGAAUGUUAAAAGGUUGCAUUUUUUUAAUUAUUUUUAUAAUUGUAAAAAAUUAAGUCAAUGCCAAAUGUUUUAUAUGCUUUAUUAAUGUUUUUGAAAAGUUUUUCUUAUAGACGUGAUGCUUUUUUUUUUUUUUUAAGCUUCAGUUGCUUGUCUUUUGGUAUUUUGGGUAAUGGGCUUUUGGUGAGCCAGAGGCAAAUCCACAAGCCACUUAUGUUUGCCAGGACAUGCAAUAAAAUUAAAAAAUAAAUAAAAAUGCAUUGAGAA
Molecule: messenger RNA, 5377 nt
Organism: Physeter macrocephalus (sperm whale)
Lineage: Eukaryota; Metazoa; Chordata; Mammalia; Artiodactyla; Physeteridae
Gene: TP63
Product: tumor protein p63
Exons: 18
Coding region: 242-2524 (760 amino acids)
Biological process (GO): apoptotic process; regulation of transcription by RNA polymerase II; protein tetramerization
Cellular component (GO): nucleus
Molecular function (GO): RNA polymerase II cis-regulatory region sequence-specific DNA binding; protein binding; DNA-binding transcription factor activity, RNA polymerase II-specific
Source: RefSeq, a predicted model, not a curated record